This is a messenger RNA of Colossoma macropomum (tambaqui), 2078 nucleotides long. RefSeq names its product GRB2 associated binding protein 3 (gene gab3). The transcript has 10 exons. NCBI's taxonomy places the organism in Eukaryota, Metazoa, Chordata, Actinopteri, Characiformes, Serrasalmidae. The record is from RefSeq and is a predicted model, not a curated record. The coding region runs from base 181 to 1833 and encodes 550 amino acids.
CAGAUUCACUUACAAGUGUAAACUCUCCCAUUCCUCCCUCUUCUCUAGAACUCUAUCUCUCUUUACCUCCUCCCUCUCUCCCCCCCCUCCUCUCUCUCUCUGCUUAGUUCCUCCUCUACGCUGGAGGUUUCACACGCAGGAUCCUCUCAGUAUUCAGUCUGCACUCGCUCAGCUGCAGAGAUGAGUGCAGGGGACGUGGUCUGUACCGGAUGGCUGGUCAAAUCCCCGCCAGAGAAGAAGCUGAAGAGAUAUUCAUGGCGGAAGCGCUGGUUUGUCCUGAGAAGGGGCCGGAUGAGCGGGGAUCCGGAUGUUUUGGAAUAUUUCCGCAGCAAAAGCUCGCGGAAGCCCAUCAGGACCAUUGACCUGCAGGAAUGUGAGGUGACCGUGCAGACGGAGGUGUGGCCCUUUAAACGACACCUGCCCAACCAGCACCUGUUCGUGGUCAAAACGGCCAGUCGCGUCUUCUACCUGCUCGCCAAAACGGCAGAGGAAAUGAACCUGUGGGUGCGGAACAUCGGCCAAAUCUGCACGUUCUCAGCCCUGAACGACAGCACAGAAUCGAUGGACAGUCUGGCUCAGACUCCUUCCUCACCGCAGCCCUCUCCAGCUCUCUCCCCCCAUCUCCCCUUCUCAGCCAAUCAGGAAAUGGUUGCCAAUGGUAACACUGUGGUCAGAGACACGCCCAGUGAAUCUGACAGCAGCCCACCUCUCGACUACCUCUUGCUGUCCCAGUGUGAGACCGGCCCGAAGUGCAACUCCAGGUGUGACAGCGUAUCAAAUUCGGAGCAUUCGUUCGAGCAGAGUUCUUUGGAGACCAUGUCAGAGGAUGUGUUUAUUUCCCCAGUAGUGACUGACCCAUCCCCCUCACCCUUCAACAGCGCCCCCUCCUGUCCGCCGCAACUGUCCUCCUCCGCCUCACUGUGCAGCGGUCCAGGUGAUGUGUUCUGCUUCGACCGCCCAUUCUGCACUUCCCCCGAAACACACACCCCCCCACCACUCCCACCAAAACCAACACACCUCUCCGAUCACCACGGCAAUGAUGACACCACACGUAACCACUGGCAACCAAGCCUCCUCCCCCGCAGGACGUCUCUGUCAGGUCUGGAACUUUUCAGAAGAGAAUUUGACUUCAGCACUAAAGGACACUGGAGCAAAAGACUGAGUCUCAACCUGCCGGUAUUGUUGCCCACCGCUGUGUCCGAGAGCCAAUCAGAAGACUCCUAUGUUCCGAUGACAUCUCCAACAGUCAGCUCUUCCGAUGCUGGCUCAGAUGGAUACAUUCCAAUGAGCCCCACCCUCUCUGCUUCUCUGCUGACCAAUGGAAAAGCAGAAUCUCCUCUUCCUCCCGUCCCCGACAUGGAGCCCCCUCCAGUCAACCGCAAGCUGAAGCCCAGGAUACGAGUGAGGCCACCACCGCUUGACCUGAGGGGACUGUCCACUAUUCGCGAGUUUCCCGCCCACUGCCCGUUGAUCCGCACCAUGACAGAACCAAGCGCCUCGGCUCACUGUAUUCCACUGGAUAGACGGUGGGGGCGGGGCCUAAACAGCUUUGAACAGGAAGGUGUCACGCCCACGACGUUGUUUUCUGCGUGUGACUCCGCCUCCUGGUUCAGGCGCUUUCACCUGGAUUACCUGUCACUGGACUUUGACUCCGCCUCCCCCUCACCUGUCCAGAAGAAGCCGCUGCUGGACGAGCAGCGGGUGGACUACGUUCAGGUGGACGAGAAGAAGACUCAAGCACUGCAGAACACCAGGACAGAGUGGAAGGACCAGCGCCAGUCCAAAAGCGUAACGCCCAGCAGGGAAGAACCCGGACAGAGAACUGAAAACUGAAAGAGAAACGAGAGAAGAGAAGAGGAGUGAAGGAGCGCGAGGAGGAGAAAACAAAGGACAGCUUCACUCAGACUGACUCGGCUCUCCGGAACCGGAGGGAAUCCAGAGUCUCCUGCUGCGUCUCGAGGGUCCGGCUGGUCUCCACGGACCACGCGCUUCCCUGAACUGAGAACUGAAAACCCGUCUGCUCGAAACAGAAGCUGAAGGGCAGCUGCAGAAUUCUCAGAAUAAACUUUGGAAAUGUG